Messenger RNA from Oncorhynchus keta (chum salmon), 2835 nucleotides. Its product is annotated as histone acetyltransferase KAT5-like. NCBI's taxonomy places the organism in Eukaryota, Metazoa, Chordata, Actinopteri, Salmoniformes, Salmonidae. Gene Ontology annotation, biological process: regulation of DNA-templated transcription. Bases 55 to 1827 code for a protein of 590 amino acids. The record is from RefSeq and is a predicted model, not a curated record. Gene Ontology annotation, molecular function: histone acetyltransferase activity. The transcript has 15 exons.
GAGCAGGCCAUUUUCCCAUAACUACUUGCGCGCUUCUACAUUGUACGUUCGCAGAUGACCAAAAUGGCGGAUUCGUCGGUCGAUGUUGUCGAGGGCUGUAGGCUCCCUGUUCUCCGAAAAAAUCAGGAAAACGAAGAUGAGUGGCCCUUGGCUGAAAUUCUCAGUGUGAAAGAGAUCCCUGGGAGAAAACUCUACUAUGUCCACUAUAUUGACUUCAACAAGCGUCUGGAUGAGUGGGUUACGCCGGACAGGCUUGACAUGAAGAAGCUCCAGUUCCCUAAGAAGGAAGCUAAAACGCCCACUAAGAACGGGCUUCCGGGGUCGCGGCCCAGCUCCCCGGAGAGUGAAGUGGUAAGAGUGGCCGGAGCUGGCCCCCAACAUACCCCCAGCAGGCCCCCACAGCCGCAAGCCCAGCAGAAGUCUAUACCCACCAAAACUUCUCUACCAGACUUUCAAGUGUUGCAACAACAAGCUCAGAGGAAGAGUCUAGACCUCAAUCUUCAAACUGCCACAGCUCCUUCCAGAGGCAAAACUCUCCCCACACCGAAGAGGAAAGCAGAGUCUGUGUCCCUGGCAACACAAGUGUCCCCAGCAACCCCCGUGCCAUCCUUGCCAGGUUUGGCUGAAGCCUCCCAGGCAUCUGUUUACCCUGCUGUAAGGGACACCAACACCUUCAACCUCAAAUCCAACGCCCGUGAUGACCAUGAGCAGCUUACCUCUCUCACCACGAAUGGUACUGCCCGUCGCCCCAUGCCCAAUCAGCCAGGCAGGAAGAGGAAGCAGCCUCCCAACUGCGGGGGAACCGAUGAGAUAAUAAAGGUUUUCCAGUAUAACAACAGCCCUCGAUGUGCCAAUGUCUAUCUGCAGCCAGGAGAGGACUCGCAAGACAGCUCUGAUGGCAUCCCCUCCACCCCUCGCAUGACUGGCAGUCUGGUGUCGGACCGUAGCCAUGACGACAUUGUCACGCGUAUGAAGAACAUUGACUGCAUUGAACUGGGCCGCCACAGGCUGAAGCCCUGGUACUUCUCGCCCUACCCACAGGAACUGACCACAUUGCCUAUUCUCUAUCUCUGUGAGUUCUGCUUGAAGUACCUCAAGAGCCUCAAGUGUCUGCAGAGGCAUCUGACCAAGUGUAAUCUUCGGCAUCCACCUGGCAAUGAGAUCUACCGCAAGGGCACUAUCUCCUUUUUUGAAAUAGAUGGCAGAAAAAACAAAACAUACUCUCAGAACCUGUGUUUACUGGCCAAGUGUUUCCUGGACCACAAGACGCUGUACUAUGACACAGACCCCUUCCUCUUCUACGUCAUGACAGAGUACGACGCCAAGGGCUUCCACAUAGUGGGCUACUUCUCAAAGGAGAAAGAGUCGACGGAAGAUUACAACGUGGCCUGUAUCCUCACCUUACCUCCCUACCAGCGGAGAGGCUACGGCAAAUUGCUCAUUGAGUUCAGUUAUGAGCUGUCUAAGGUAGAGGGGAAGACGGGCACACCAGAGAAGCCUCUGUCUGAUCUGGGGCUGCUCUCCUACCGCUCCUACUGGUCCCAGACCAUCCUGGAGAUACUCAUGGACCUCAAGCCUGACAACGGGGAGCGGCCGCAGAUCACCAUCAAUGACAUCAGCGAGAUCACCAGUGUGAAGAAAGAGGAUGUCAUAUCUACACUUCAGUACCUUAACCUAAUUAAUUACUAUAAGGGCCAGUAUAUCCUCACUCUUUCGGAGGACAUAGUGGAGGGGCAUGAGAGGGCAAUGCAGAAGCGUCACCUGCGCAUUGACUCCAAAUGCCUUCACUUCACCCCUAAAGACUGGAGCAAGAGGGGCAAGUGGUAGGACCCUAUCUGGUUCUCCUGGUCUCUUUCUCUCUUACCGCAUACUUUCCUGAAGCACUCCGGGUGAAGAGCACCACACAGGUCUCCCCAGAGAGGAUCAAAGAUUUAAAAAUGAACAAGAACUGUGUUUAUAUUAAGCAUCAUUUUUCUGAAUCAUGUCAAUCCUCCUAUUGCCCUCACCAGAUUCUCUCUGUCAUUAGCAACAGUAGAUCCAUUUGCUUAGUCUCAGUAGUAGGAAUUGUCAUCUAUUAAUGUUAGAUAGAUGACUCCUACCUUCUGUUUCUUUGCCUUCCUGGCAUUUGUCUUACUCAGCUUUCAACACUCUUGGACUAGUCAGUAAUUAGUUAGUUAUUUUUCACCUACAUAAGCACAUAAUACUAUUAUUGUUUUGCAUGUGAUCUUGAAUAAUGACUGCACAUAUCCAGUCUCAUUGAUCCAACGCACUAUGAGAAUUACAGAUCUAACCCCUAACUGCUUGGGACCAGUAGUAAUUGUAUAUACUGUGAUAUACUUUUUUAUAAAGGAUUUUUUUUAAGGUGUGAUUCAUUUCUGUAUGUUAAAUGAGAUGUGCGGGGAUGCUCAGUACAGAAAAUAAGCCAUGUUGAACUCUUACAAGAAUGUAUAUUUGGAUACCUCUACAGUUGUUUGUCCUUUAAAAAAAUGGAAUGUAAACUAACACGUUUGGCACAAUAGUGUGUCAUUUAAUUUAAUGAGACUAUUUACUGUACAUUUGUGUGUGUUCAUUUGUAACAAGUGAUUCAUACUUUGUUAUUGUGUUCAAUGGUUAGACAGCUAUUCUAUUUCCCUCCAUAUUUAAGUGUAAAUUCUACAUGGAGUCAUCUUCUCUUUGUAAGUGGUUUAGAGUUAAGGAAUGGGUGAUUCAAAUUGUUGUAUUAGAUGUUUGGCUAUAUAUUGAAAAAGACUAAAUCUGACCAACAGAUGGAAUUUGAUAUAAGAGCCUUACGGAGAGAUGGCUUUACACAUCUAAUAAACCAGGACACUUACUGUG